Colletotrichum phormii is the source of this 1011-nucleotide messenger RNA. RefSeq names its product glycoside hydrolase. The transcript has 4 exons. Gene Ontology annotation, molecular function: glucan endo-1,3-alpha-glucosidase activity. Bases 1 to 1011 code for a protein of 336 amino acids. The record is from RefSeq and is a predicted model, not a curated record. NCBI's taxonomy places the organism in Eukaryota, Fungi, Ascomycota, Sordariomycetes, Glomerellales, Glomerellaceae.
AUGAGGCUGCUCCAUGUUCUGGGAGCGCUUCUGGCGUCGACCCAGGUGGCUGCUACCGCCGUCUUCGCACACUUUAUGAAGUACGGCGGCCAGUCGACCUACUUCCAGUAUAAAGGCAAGCCUUUAGUGUCCACCUUUGAGGGUCCAAACAACGCAGACGACUGGGUCGGCAUCAAGCAGGCCACUGGUUGCUUCUUUGUGCCUGACUGGUCAUCCGUGGGCGCUGGGCCGGCCAUCGCUUUGGCUGGCGGUGUUGCGGAUGGUCUGUUCAGUUGGGCAGGUUGGGCCUAUGGAAAGAACAACAUGACCACCUACGUCGAUGCUUCGUAUAACCAGGCGUUGAAGGCCGGUUCCAAGCCGUACAUGAUGCCGGUAUCGCCCUGGUUUUACACCAACCUUCCUGGCUAUAACAAGAACUGGGCCUGGCGCGGGGACAACCUUUGGUAUGACCGCUGGCAGCACGUCUGGAAUGUCAAGCCCGAGUUCGUCCAGAUCAUCUCGUGGAACGACUACGGCGAGUCCCACUACAUCGGUCCCUUGGACGACCGGCAGUACGAGGCCUUCGAGAUCGGCCAGGCCCCCUUCAACUACGUCAAGGAUAUGCCCCACGACGCAUGGCGCGCCCACCUGCCAUUCCUCAUUGACACAUACAAGAACCUCAACCCGGCCGUCGGUAAGGAGAGCGUCGUCAUGUGGUACCGCGAGUCGCCCGGCAAGGUCUGUCGCGACGGCGGGACAACGGGCAACACGGCGAACCAGCUGCAGGUCGAAUUCGAACCUUCCGAGAUCUUUGAGGACCGCAUCUUCAUCGCGGCGCUGAUGGCCGAACCGGCGAACAUCCAACUGACGGACGGCGAGCACCUCAACGAACUUGUGCGUGAGUCAGAGUGGGCGUACAUCCCGGCCGGCGGCGUCGGCAUCUACCAGACCAGCAUAGCCAUGGAGACCAUGCUUGACAUGGGCGGCGAGAUCACGGCUGAAAUCUACCGCACAAGUUUAAGCAAAUGCUAG